Messenger RNA from Nicrophorus vespilloides, 1889 nucleotides. Its product is annotated as PTS-dependent dihydroxyacetone kinase, dihydroxyacetone-binding subunit DhaK-like. NCBI's taxonomy places the organism in Eukaryota, Metazoa, Arthropoda, Insecta, Coleoptera, Silphidae. The transcript is spliced from 3 exons. The record is from RefSeq and is a predicted model, not a curated record. Bases 98 to 1876 code for a protein of 592 amino acids. Gene Ontology annotation, molecular function: glycerone kinase activity. Gene Ontology annotation, biological process: glycerol catabolic process. Gene Ontology annotation, cellular component: cytosol.
GAACCAGUUUAUAAAGUUAUCUAAUACAACAAAAUUUCAACGUCAAAAUCGUAAAUAAAAACAUUGUGGUUUAAAAUUUUCUAGUAGUUGAGGAAAAAUGAAUGCGUCCCAAAGUAUAUUACAUCAGCAUUGCAUAGCCAAGGCUGAUCGAUUGCUGAAUGAUGCUUCAGCUGCCCCCAAUGAAUCUCUUCAAGGUUUUACUCUGUUGAACCCACAUUUGGCACUUCUUGAUAUUGGAAAUACUAUAAUUCGAAGGGACUAUGCAGAAAUUGAACAGGUAAAACUGUUGUCUGGUGGUUGUAGUGGACAUGAACCUUUAUAUUCAGGAUUUGUGGGCAAUGGAUUUCUAACAGCUGCAGUUCAUGGUGAGCUGUUCAGUGCCCCAUCAGCCUAUCACAUAUACAAUAUAGUCAAGGAGCUAGCCUAUCAACAGGAUACUGGAAUAUUGAUUAUAAUACAAAACAAUUCUGGAGACACAUUAAAUUUUGGUUUGGCUGCUGAGAAAGCUUUGAAUGAGGGUAUCAAAGUAAAGCUUCUGAUUGUGUCUGAUGAUUGCAGUGGCUGCGAGUUAAUUUCAAACAGUAAAACAAGUGAUCAGCCACAAGGACUCUCGGGUGUUAUUUUGGUGCAGAAAAUAGCAGCAGCAAUGGCUGAAGAAAAGGAGAAUAGUUAUCUGGAGAUAUACAAGUAUUGUGACGAGUUGCAAAGAGAUUUGGCUACGGUUAUGGUGACGAUGAGAGCAAGCACCGCACCCGAUGAAGACGAGUGCGUCUGCGUGAAGAAUACGAAGAACUACGAGGUGGAGUUUGGAGGAGGUCUUCACGGCGAGGGCGGAUUUAAAACCAUGGUGAUGACUACGACCAAAGCGAUCGUUGCGGAAAUGCUGAACGAGCUAAGGAAGAAGGUGGUUCUCGAUGAUGCAUCAGAUUAUGUCCUUAUGAUGAACAACAUGUGCGUCUCCAAAUUAGAGGAGACUGUGUUUUUGGCUGAAGUGGUGAAGAGUUUUUUGAACAAUAACGUGAGGAUCUUGAGGAUUUACAAUGGAUGCUUCAUGAGCUCAAUGAAUAUGAAGGCGUUGUCUUUGACGAUUUUGAAGUGCGACGAGUUACGGCUCAAGUAUUUGGAUUAUCCGACGGAUGCGGCGGAAUGGAGGGUCGGCAGAUUUGUGGGAAUGUUGGAAACUCCCAUAAAACCCAGGGUGAGAGUGCUGAGGAAUCCCAGAUUAGUAAACAAAGGACCUAAAUUGAUACCAAGGGAAUCCAACGUUUUGCUGCUGGUGCUGCAAUUCGCGUGCGAUGCUUUGAUUUCGUGCGAAAGGCAACUGAACAUCAUCGACGGCGAAUGCGGCGAUGGAGAUACAGGAACAAGAAUUAAAGUCGUGUGCGAGGACAUUCUGGACGGAUUGCGCUUGAAGCAAAUCGACUUGGAGAACGUUUACGUAUUCUUCAAGACGUUAAGUCGUAUCGCCGAGAGGAUUGGCGCGAGUUUGGGUGCCAUUUACGCGAUACUCUUCGAGGCUGCCGCGAAUACUGUUGGCGAAUUGGAGACGGGAUCGCCCAUGGAAUCGCCCAUCUGGAUAUCGUGCCUUUCUAACGCAGUUUCCAAGUUGAAGAGUCACACGAAAACUGUGGAUGCAACGAACAAUAUGUUGGUACCGCUGGUUGCGUGCCUGAUGACAAUCGAGGAGACGUUGGAGCAGCAGGAGGAGCCUGCGAAUCGGUUGCUUGAGGCAUUCGGGCUGGGCGUAGCCGCAGCGGAGGAGGCGGCGCAGAGGACGCGAUUGAUCAAUCGGAAGUUUCCGGAUUCGGGGGCACAUGCUGUCGGGAUUUGGAUGAGGGCGUGCUUCGAGGGAGUCAAACUGCGUUGCGAAUACUAAAAUUGUUAUUUUU